Chelonia mydas (Green sea turtle) is the source of this 3262-nucleotide messenger RNA. RefSeq names its product BMP/retinoic acid inducible neural specific 1 (gene BRINP1). NCBI's taxonomy places the organism in Eukaryota, Metazoa, Chordata, Testudines, Cheloniidae. Gene Ontology annotation, biological process: positive regulation of neuron differentiation; negative regulation of mitotic cell cycle. The record is from RefSeq and is a predicted model, not a curated record. Bases 483 to 2768 code for a protein of 761 amino acids. The transcript is spliced from 8 exons.
AGAAAGCCCCGCCUCUCGCUUCUCUCCCGAAGCCUUUUUCAUUUUUAUUUCCAGCCCCCUCUCCAUUCUCCCCGCUGCCUCGGCUGCUCCUUCCCCGAUGGCUACAAACUGAUCGGCAGAGGAGAGGGGAGGGGAGGGGGAAAAAGGAGGAAGGAACAGGAGAAAAAAAGAGAGAAAGCAAAAGAAAGAGAGAGAGAGAGACAGAGAGAGAGGAUUUGCCUCUGCCCUUAAUGCCUGCGAUCUGGAUCAAGGGAAGGGAUUUUCUGUCUGAGCAUGAAAAGUGCUGCUAGACCCCCAGCACCCCCACGCCUGCAUUAUCAGCACAGCGCCCAGUAUGCAAGCUGGACACAGAGGCGAUCCCACCAGUUCCUGUCGAGCCCAAUAAAACCCACCGGCGAUCAGCUCUCAGCCAAAGAGGAACAGUAACCUCAGGACUCCAUAGAAUGGAGCAAGAAUGAGAGGAAAAAGGCAGACAGAAAAGCAUGAACUGGAGGCUUGUUGAGUUCCUCUACUUCCUGUUUAUAUGGGACCAUAUAAUAGUACAGCCCUCCCACCAGGAACCAGCUGUUAUCAACCAACAUGUCUCCAAGGAAUUUGAUUGGCUUAUUUCAGACAGGGGGCCUUUCCACCACUCACGGAGCUACUUAUCCUUUGUGGAAAGACAUCGUCAAGGAUUUACAACCAGAUAUAAAAUAUACAGGGAGUUUGCCCGUUGGAAGGUGAGGAACACAGCCAUCGAACGGAGGGACCUGCUCCGCAAUCCAGUGCCCCUGAUGCCUGAAUUCCAGAGGAGCAUCCGCUUGCUGGGCAGGAGACCCACCACGCAACAGUUCAUUGAUACCAUCAUCAAAAAGUACGGCACGCACAUCCUCAUCUCUGCCACCCUGGGAGGGGAGGAGGCCUUGACCAUGUACAUGGACAAAAGCCGACUUGACAGGAAGUCAGGAAACGCUACCCAAAGCGUUGAGGCACUGCACCAGCUUGCUUCCUCCUACUUUGUAGACCGUGAUGGCACCAUGAGGAGACUCCAUGAGAUCCAGAUCUCUACCGGAGCAAUCAAGGUAACAGAAACUCGGACUGGCCCCCUGGGCUGUAACAGCUACGACAAUCUGGACUCUGUGAGUUCUGUCCUUCUGCAAAGCACCGAGAGCAAACUCCACCUGCAAGGUCUCCAGAUCAUCUUCCCUCAGUAUUUACAGGAGAAAUUUGUCCAGUCUGCGUUGAGUUACAUCAUGUGCAAUGGAGAGGGAGAGUAUGUGUGUCGGAACAGCCAGUGUGGCUGCCAGUGUGCUGAAGAAUUCCCACAAUGCAACUGUCCCAUCACCGACAUUCAGAUCAUGGAGUACACGCUGGCAAACAUGGGCAAGUCCUGGACGGAAGCUUAUAAAGAUCUGGAGAAUUCAGAUGAGUUUAAAUCCUUCAUGAAAAGGCUACCUAACAACCACUUCCUGACCAUCGGGAGCAUCCACCAGCACUGGGGCAAUGACUGGGAUCUUCAGAACCGAUACAAACUCCUGCAGAGCUCCAUGGAAGCCCAACGGCAGAAGAUCCAACGCACUGCCCGCAAACUCUUUGGCCUCAGUGUCCGGUGCCGGCACAACCCUAACCACCAGCUGCCUAGAGAAAGGACAAUACAGCAGUGGCUUACCCGGGUUCAGUCCCUGCUCUACUGCAACGAGAAUGGGUUCUGGGGGACCUUCCUGGAGAGCCAACGGAGCUGCGUGUGCCACGGCAGCACCACCCUGUGCCAGCGCCCCAUCCCGUGCAUCAUCGGGGGCAACAACAGCUGCGCCAUGUGUAGUCUGGCCAACAUCUCCCUCUGCGGCUCGUGCAACAAGGGCUACAAGCUGUACCGGGGCCGCUGCGAGCCGCAGAACGUGGACUCGGAGCGCAGUGAGCAGUUCAUCAGCUUUGAGACAGACUUGGAUUUCCAGGAUCUGGAGCUGAAGUAUCUGCUGCAGAAAAUGGACUCGCGCCUCUACGUGCACACCACCUUCAUCAGCAACGAGAUCCGCCUGGACACCUUCUUCGACCCCAGGUGGCGCAAGCGCAUGUCCCUCACCCUGAAGAGCAACAAGAACCGGAUGGACUUUAUCCACAUGGUGAUCGGCAUCUCCAUGCGCCUAUGCCAGAUGCGCAACAGCAGCCUGGACCCUAUGUUCUUUGUCUACGUCAACCCCUUCAGCGGGAGCCACUCGGAGGGCUGGAACAUGCCCUUUGGGGAAUUCGGCUACCCGCGCUGGGAGAAAAUCCGCCUCCAGAACAGCCAGUGCUACAACUGGACCUUGCUGCUGGGCAACCGAUGGAAAACCUUUUUUGAGACUGUCCACAUCUACCUACGCAGCCGGACUCGGCUGCCCUCCCUGCUGCGCAACGAGACGGGCCAAGGGCCCGUGGACCUCUCUGACCCCAGCAAGCGUCAGUUCUACAUCAAGAUCUCGGACGUGCAGGUCUACGGCUACAGCCUGCGUUUCAACGCCGACCUGCUGCGCAGUGCUGUGCAGCAGGUCAACCAGUCGUACACCCAAGGUGGGCAGUUCUACUCCUCGUCCUCCGUCAUGCUCCUGCUGCUGGACAUUCGGGACCGAAUCAACAGACUGGCCCCCCCCGUGGCGCCGGGUAAGCCCCAGCUGGAUCUGUUCUCCUGUAUGCUCAAGCACCGCCUGAAACUGACCAACAGCGAGAUCAUCCGCGUGAACCAUGCACUAGACCUGUACAACACCGAGAUCCUCAAACAGUCGGACCAGAUGACAGCCAAACUCUGCUAACCCAGACUCUUCUGUGGACACAUCAGUAACUGAUCCUUUCGCUGUAUAAAAAAAAAAAAAGGAAAAGAAAAAGGAAACAAGGAAAGGGGAAAGAAAAGAAAAGAAAAUUUGUAAAAUGUAAUUAAUAUACGGAAAAAAAGGGGGGGGAAAGAGGAAAUUCUUCAUUUGUUGGAAACUAAACCCGUUCUAGCAGCUGUAUAAAACUGCCAGGCAUGUUUGUUAUUUCUAUAAUCCAUCAUAAAUGGGUCACAUCUUACUCUCUCUCGACCUUGAGGGUGUUGCUUGUUAGGACUCAGGUGCUGCAAAAAUAAAUCCGAAGGAGGAUCAGAGCUGGGGGAGGGACGUUUCUGUAAUGAAUUGUAAAGAUUUCUGCUAUGCAGGUGCCAAGACAAACCAACCAACCAAGAAUUAUAUUUAAAUGUAAAAGAACUGCCAUUAUUUCUAGUGGGAGUAAAUGGUCAAAAGAUAAAAGAUAUUUCUUCUGUUGAGGUUUA